This is a messenger RNA of Amorphotheca resinae ATCC 22711, 1941 nucleotides long. RefSeq lists its product as hypothetical. Gene Ontology annotation, molecular function: ATP hydrolysis activity; 5'-3' DNA helicase activity. The transcript is spliced from 4 exons. Bases 131 to 1519 code for a protein of 462 amino acids. The record is from RefSeq and is a predicted model, not a curated record. NCBI's taxonomy places the organism in Eukaryota, Fungi, Ascomycota, Leotiomycetes, Helotiales, Amorphothecaceae.
CGCUGGAUGCGGAGGAUGAUGACAAUGUGAUUGGGAUGAAGAGGUUGUGGCUGGUUAAACUGGCUAACGAUGUUACUUACAAGAGGUGGGUGCUCUUUCGGAAUGUGGUGUUGAAGUAGGUAGGGGACUGAUGUUGGGGUGUAGGAUGAAUCAGACCAUGACCAGGCUGCAGAAGAUGAAGCCAGAUGAAUAUUCAAAUUUCGUCAGGGUCUUGUUUGGGCUCACCAGUCCUUCCCCAGUCCCAGACGAUCUUGAAUCUACUGGAACGGUUGAGUGGAUUGAUGACAGCUUGAACCCGUCACAGAAAGAUGCUAUCCGGUUUGCUCUGGCUUCUCGGGAGGUGGCUCUCAUCCAUGGACCGCCAGGAACAGGCAAGACUCACACGUUGAUUGAACUCAUCUUACAAAUGCUGAAGCAGAAUCUUCGAGUCUUGGUUUGUGGACCUUCGAAUAUAUCUGUUGACAACAUAGUCGAACGGCUAGCUCCUCAUAAGAUACCCAUAGUACGACUCGGACAUCCAGCAAGGCUCCUACCGUCCGUAUUAAAUCACUCGCUGGAUGUGUUAACCCAGACAUCCGAUGCCGCUGCCAUUGUCAAAGACGUGAGAAAGGAAAUGGACGCAAAGCAAGCUUCAAUUCGCAAGACGAGGAAUGGAAGAGAGCGGAAAGCAAUAUAUGGUGAUCUAAAGGAGCUCCGGAAAGAGUACAGGGAGAGGGAGAAGAAGUGCGUCGGUACACUCAUCGGGGGGAGCAAGGUCGUGCUCGCCACUCUACACGGCGCAGGGGGCUUCCAGUUGAAGGACGAAGACUUUGAUGUCGUCAUCAUCGAUGAAGCAAGUCAAGCUUUAGAAGCACAGUGCUGGGUGCCACUCUUGAAGGCGAAAAAGGUUGUUCUUGCUGGUGACCACCUUCAACUACCGCCCACGAUCAAGUCAUUGAAUUCUAAGACAAAGACUAAGAGCAAAGAAGAGGGAGGGAUCAUCAAAGGAAUGACCCUCGAGACGACGCUGUUCGAUAGGCUACUAAAAAUUCAUGGACCUGGGAUCAAGAGAAUGCUGACAAUACAGUAUCGCAUGCAUGAGAAAAUCAUGAGAUUCCCAUCCGACGAAUUGUACGAGUCAAAAUUGGAGGCAGCUGAGGGGGUUAAGGCAAGACUUCUAAAGGAACUACCCUACGAGAUCGAGGAAAACGAAGAUACUAUCGAGCCUUUAAUUUUCUUCGACACGCAAGGCGGAGAUUUCCCAGAGAAGAGCGAGGAAGAAGAUGUUGAUAAGAAGGCUGGGAAGGGUAUGAUGGGGGAGAGUAAAAGCAAUGAGAUGGAGGCGUCUCUGGUGAAGCAACACGUGCAGAAUCUCGUCAACGCAGGUCUGAAUCCUGAAGAUAUAGCUGUCAUCACACCGUACAAUGCCCAGGUAAGAACAGGCCGUUCCAAACAGUUCAAUCUCAAUCCACCUUGUAGUGAGAGUGCAAGAUAUCAAUCACUGGAUUUUUCAUUCGGUCUAAGGACAUAUGAAAUAUGACUGGUUGAGGAAGUUUGUCAUGUUGGACCACCCUAUCCAACGUGGCCUUCUUGGUCACGGAAGGAAGGGACUUCAGUAAUUGAUAUCUUGCGCCCCUCUACAACCCAAUUUGAGAAAAUACUUACACCUAUAGCUUUCUUUAAUAUCCCGCACACUGAAAGAGGAAUUUCCUGGAAUCGAACUGGGAAGCGUGGAUGGUUUUCAGGGACGGGAAAAAGAAGCCGUCAUCGUCAGCCUUGUCAGAAGCAACCCGGAACACGAAGUUGGCUUCCUAGGAGAAAAGCGUAGAUUAAACGUCGCUAUGACCCGACCGCGCCGUUCUCUGACCAUCAUCGGCGAUUCAGAAACUGUUGGAGCGUGAGUUCAAAUCACAUUCUCUAGGGGGCUUCCCCUCGAUCAACUGAGACGCCGUGCUAACAUUC